AUGCCCCCCCUAGGCGGCAUGCAGCCGACGUCGCGUGACUCUCUCGAGCUUGCGUCCCUGGCGAGCUCGAGCAUGUUCAACGACGGCGCCGAGUCGGAUGUGUCGUCGCGACAGAGCAUCUCAUCCUCGCGCAGGCUAUCGCUGGUGGAGGAGGAAGACCCCCUCGACGAUGGGAAUCCCGCGACGGGGCAGAUGCAGGACCGGUCCUACUCGGUCUCCUCGGCCUUUGACUUUGCCGGAAGCAUGUUUCCCUUGAGCUCGACGACGGGAGCGGGUGGCUAUGCGCCGAUCGGGGAAGCGACGACGGCCACGCGACCGGCCGGCGGGCUGGGAGGCGAAUCGUUGGAGAAGCGCAAGACGUUGACGUACCUGAAUGGGCUGUCGCUCAUCGUCGGCUUGAUCAUCGGCUCGGGCAUAUUCUCUUCGCCCAGCCAGGUGAGCUCCAAGGUUGGAUCCGCCGGGGCUUCGUUGGUGGUCUGGGUCGUCUCCGGCGUCCUCGCCUGGACGGGCGCCGCGUCCUACGCCGAGCUCGGGGGCGCCAUACCACUCAACGGCGGUGCGCAGGUCUACCUGGCAAAGACGUUCGGCGAGAUUGCCGGAUUCCUCUUCACCUGGACGGCCGUCCUGGUGCUGAAGCCGGGGAGCUCGGCCAUCAUCUCCAUCAUCAUGGGCGAGUACUUUGUCCGGGCCCUCAUCGGCGCCGAGGCCGAGACGAUCAACCCGUGGGUCAGCAAGUCUGUCGCCAUGCUCGGCAUCGCCGUCGUGACGUUUCUGAACUGCGUGUCGACGCGGGUGGGCACGCGGGUCAACGAUUUACUCAUGGUUUUGAAGUUUGUGGCCUUGCUCGGCGUUACCAUCACGGGCAUCGUCGUCGCGAUCACGGGAUAUACGGUCGAGAGCAACGGCCAGACGGAGUGGAAGAAGAAAAACUGGUUCGAGAAUACGUCGUCCGACUUGUCCAACUGGGCCGUCGCCCUCUACGGCGGCUUGUGGGCGUUUGACGGCUGGGACAAUACCAACUACGUCGUCGGCGAGUUUCGCAACGCCAGCCGAGACCUGCCGCGGGUGAUACACACGGCCAUGCCGCUCGUCAUCGUGUCGUAUGUGCUGGCCAACAUGGCCUACUUUUUCGUCCUCGACAUCGAGGUGAUGAACAGCUCCAACACCGUCGCCGUCAUGUUCGGCUCCAAGGUGUUCGGGACCGUCGGAGCCUUGGUGAUCGCCUUGCUGGUCAGCGCCAGCUGCUUCGGCGCCCUCAACUCCUCCACCUUCACGGCGGGCCGGCUGGUCUACGUCGCGGGCAAGGAGGCCUACAUACCGAGCUUGUUCGGCCGCAUCGGCGUUGGAGGCGACGACGAAGGUCACUCGACCGUGCGUACGCGCAGUUGGUUUUCCAAGAAGCUGCACAGAUGCUUCGGCGACGACGACAUGGGCAUGUUCUACACACCCGUGUACGCCCUCACCCUCAACGGCGUCCUCACCAUGGGCUACUGCAUCGCCGGCGAGUUCUCGACCCUCGUCACCUUUUACGGCGUCGCCGGCUACACCUUCUACUUUGUCACAGUCCUCGGCCUCAUCAUCCUGCGGGUCAAGGAGCCAUACCUGGAGCGGCCGUACAAGACGUGGAUCACGACACCCAUCAUUUUCUGCUGCGUGAGCCUGUUCCUUCUCAGCCGGGCCGUGUUUGCCCAGCCGUUGCAGACCUUGAUCGUCGUGGCAUUCGUCGCCGCCGGAAUUCCCGUCUACUUUUGGAGAACGAGGGGCCGGGAUCAGGCUUCGAGGAAGGCAGUGGAUCCGGGCGAGAAGAAGUGGUGGAAGUUCUGGAGAUGA
Molecule: messenger RNA, 1830 nt
Organism: Drechmeria coniospora
Lineage: Eukaryota; Fungi; Ascomycota; Sordariomycetes; Hypocreales; Ophiocordycipitaceae
Exons: 2
Coding region: 1-1830 (609 amino acids)
Biological process (GO): amino acid transmembrane transport
Cellular component (GO): membrane
Molecular function (GO): L-amino acid transmembrane transporter activity
Source: RefSeq, a predicted model, not a curated record